CUGUGUUUGUUCAUUUGUCUCACUGUCGUGUUAUUGUGGUUGCUGGUCACUGGUCAUUUUUAUUUCUAUUUUUUAAUGAAAGAAAGAAUGCAGCUAUUCCUCUGAUUCCUAUCUGCCUUGUGAUAGGGCUCGUUUUAUAGACAAGCACAAUGGACGUUCAUAAAGAAGUGAGGAAGGUCUUUUCUGAGCUUCAGAAUGGUCAUGGCAGCAGCCUCUAUGGUGCCCUCAUCAUGCUGCGCUCCACGCUCAUCAAGUCUCGCCCUGCCAUGCAACAACUGAUAGAGGGUGGAUUCAUCAAACUGUUGCUGCAGCUUCUGGAGGACAGAGCCAGACAUGUGAACAAAGUCAAGACAGCAGACAUUAUUAUGAGCACCUUGGCAAAUGUGUGCAUCGAGGAGAGUGUAAGAGAUAAGGUUGUUGCUUGUGAUGGUAUUGCUGUUAUUGUGCGAGUGGCGAAGGCGUCGGAGGAGGCCAGCAUUCACAACCGUGCCAUUCGAGCGCUGGCCAACCUGGCGCAGGAGCGGGCCAACUGCGAAGCCAUUCUCGACCUUGAAGUGCCCUCGUUUGUGGCCAACCAGCUGAUGGUGGUGCAGGAUGUAGAGUGUCAGUCUACCUACUGCAGAGCCCUAAGGCUGUUGGGGCAGACGAAGGAUGACGUCAAGAGGUUGGUUGAGGAGAGUCAGGCAGUGCAAGCCGUGGCUGGGUUGAUCAAGGGAGACAACAAGAAAAUUGUGUUGAAGAGCUUGAGAAUGUUGGCAGAGUUCAGUGCUCUCAGGUGUUGUCCAGGCUUCACAGGUCAAAUCCUGGCAGCAAAUGUCCUGGAAGAGCUGGUGCAUCUGUCGGAGGACAAGGAGGACCAGGAGAACCAGGACACGUCCCGUCUGUCGCUGUCCCUCCUGCUGAGGCUGUGUGAGCACGAGAUCAUCAGACCCGCGCUCGGCUCAGCCGGGUUCAUCGCCCUGAUGGUGAAACUCCUCCACAAGGCAGAAGACGGUGGCUCACAGGGUGUCAACGUGGUCGCGGUUCUCAAUGCCUUGUGUCUGUGCUCGAAGGAAGCGGUGAAUCGAGUGAAGAUCCGUGACACAGAGGGCUUGGAAGUGAUGCUAUCUGCCCUCAGGGGUGGGGAAGGGGAAGGGGAGAGUUUGGCGGAGGGACGGUUUGCUGUGCUGUAUGAUCGGAUCAUCAGCUCCUUGGUGAAUUUUUUGUACAAUGACGACUGCCUGUUGCACCUGCAGGAGCUGGGCCUGGUGAGGGUGCUCCUGAGCCACUUGAAGCGAUGCUGCCAGUUCGAAGCUCAGGAAGACGACUUUAGAAAACAGACAGCAGAUCUGGCUAUGGCUUUGGUGAGAGAUUUGGAAAGUGAAUGUAAAACUCUUUCUGGAGUGACGAUGACUAAUGAAGUUGAAGGAGAAAUAUGUGGAGCAGAGGAACUGUUGGUGCAUGGUAAGAAUUCCAGUGCCGCUGAUGAGCUCCAUGAGGAUGCUGUGAAUGCGGAGAUAGGCUGUGAUGAUAGCAGAUCUGUUUCUGAAAAUUGUGUAGAAGGUGAGGUUGCUAAAGAGAUAACGAGAAGUGAAACCACAGAUGUGAGUGAUCUUGUAAAUGAAGAUAAACUCUCAAGUGAUGAGAAUGUAGCCAAUAAUGUAGAGCAGCCCAUGAGAGAGUUUGAGGAAGUUCCGGUAGGCUCCUUGAGUCGUAAUGACCGCGAUCCUCUUCUCAUUGACAGUGACCGAGCGGUGGAUGAUGGGGCGGAGGUUGCGGUGGAGACUGUUGACAGUGACCACCAUGAUCAUGGGCAGCCUGGCCCAGGUCCCAGCCGUCACGUGUUCAGCAUCAACAGCCCCAGCUACCAGUCGGAGACCUCGUGGAGACUGGAGGACUACACACAGGGAGUCACCUGCAAGAACUUUGCCUCUGACCACAGUGCUGUGGGGCAACAACCGUUUCUUCAGCCCUCCUCUUCCCACCCAGCCCAGGAGGGGGCGGGCUACCCUUCCCCGUACAGCCCUCUCAGCGCCAAUGUGUCCUACUACUCCCCCUCACAGUCCUCUCCUUCCUACGCACAGUCCUCCCCCUCACGGUCCUCUCCUUCCUACGCACAGUCCUCCCCCUCACGGUCGUUUACCUCCAGCCCAGCCCGGUCUACUGUAGAUCAGUUCAGCCCGGACUGGACAAUAUCCAGCCCAGGCCAUCAGGCAGCGGUUUUCAGCCCCUUUCGGGAAUUUGUCAGUCAGAGUCCCAAUUCUCCAGGGGACGCCGGUUAUAGCACCAUCCAGAUCAGUCUCGAGGGUAAUCCGGUCCCUGUGAGGUCAUCCAUAAGCUCCAUAGACAGAGAGUGUCGAGAACCGCCCAGCCCUGUGUUCAACUCCCAGAUGUCGCUGAUGAGCCAGUCCAGCGUUGUGGACUCUGUGACGUUCCCCAACAGUCCUCACCAGACGGCUGUGUUCGAGGACCAGAUGGCCCAAGAGCUGAUGUCCACGCAGCAUGGCGCGGGUCCCUCACGUGCUCAGUUUGUCAUCGUGCCUCUGUCGCAAGAAUCAGAGCUUUCUGCGCAGAAUCCAGUCUACUCAGCUUCAGAAGAUGAUGAUGAAGACGAAGAUGAUACAAAGGUGAAUGAGAACGCUGAUGGUACUAAGAAAACACAACAGGUAUUUAGUUUGAACGAGGGGCCUUCAGUUGAAGCUAUGUCAUCUUCCUCCUUUUGCCAAAGCCCGAAGAACACUGCUUUCAGUAGUGACGAGAUGAGCAGAAUUCCACCGAGUCUGAAGGAAGGAGAAAAGGCAAGUGAGGCUUGGUACUCGGUUCCAGUUGCUGGUGCCUCCAGUUUUGAAGUCACUUGUGAGACAAGUGAAGAUGUGAGCCGGAUUGGCUGUGGAGAAAAAUGUAGAGAUUCAGACACACUGCACAAUCUGAAUGACUCAAAGAUUGGCUCAGAAACAAAUUCUCCUAAACCCUUUAUUGAAGUCUACUUAGGGGAAACCAGUCCUAAACGCAGGAGACUGGAAGAGAGUGUGAUUUCUAAUGUUGUUGGUGGUUCUGGUGAACUGCAGGAUGUUGCCAGAAACAAUCGUCAGCCAAGUCUUGGAUUUAAUCCUUUAAGAACUGAUGUUUUGACUGGUGGGGAUGAUGACACGCAAGAACAAAUGGAAGUGAUGAUGUCAGUUAGUGAAACCCCGCCCUCAGGACAGCCAGCGAAGGCAGAUAGUUCUCAGGAGUUGAAAAAUCAUCCACAGUCUCGUGUACUGGAACUGUCGAGGUCUCUCUCGUUUGAGACGUCGCAGGUUGCUUCCACAUCUAGUGGAGUUCAGUUCCACCGCAUGUCAUCAUAUCCAGGAAAAUUGAAGAGACCGGUGUCUUCAAAAUCUGGGGCGAGCACCAAGCAGCUGGGGGUGCGGUCAGCCAUGUCCUCUCUGGCUUCUACAUCUCCGUUCUCCAGACACGGAUCUUCCUCCCCAUUUUAUUCAAACAGCCCGUACCGCUCGCCCAUGCCAGAACCUUUCAGUAGUCCACACCCCAAUGAGCCAGAGCUAGACCCAUUGAGAGUUAAGACGAGUGAGUCGCCCACAGUGUCGUCAGAAGCCUUCACCGAGACAGGAGAGCAAGGAAAGGUGAGGGCAGGCGAUGUAGAGGCUGUGGACCAGGCUACCGUCAGUGGCAGGUCAGAGGUGUCUGCGGUAAAGAGAGUUUCAGAGGAAAGUGUUAACGGGGCUGCAGCAAGUGACAAGAAAGAUUCGAGAAAUCCUGUCGUUGCUGGUUCUUCCUCCUCAAGGGCAGAGUCCAGGUCUAGUGCAGUUCAAACCAGCGAUGCUAGAACGAGAUCUAUGGUUCAAGUCAGCGAAAGGGUCCAAAAAAUACUCAGAAUAACAGAGUCCAAUAUUUUGAUCCUUUUGUCUCGACUCUCAGUAAAAACCUACCCUAUUGCCCUUGUGGAGCCUGAUGUCUUUUGCUGCCUCUUGAGUUACCUGCGCUUUGCCCCCAACCCCAUGCCCAGGUGUGUGAGAAUCCUGCAUCGCCUGCUGGGCCACCCUCUCUGCUUUCACUCCUUCCUCCUCAUGCAGGCUCCUGGCUUGGUGUUCAAGUACCUCGUUCUGGAAAGGGACGGGCUUCUGCCUCGCUCGUUUUUCUCGAGAGAGCCGGGAGAUAACCGCAGCUUGCGGCAGAGAGUUGGCCUGCACUUCCUGGGCCUCGACACUCAUGAGGUAAGCGGUUCUCAAGCCUCGGACUUCGGGAAAAAAAUGGACUUUGAGUUUGGCGGUGAUGCUUACAGUAAGAUUAUGUCUCCAUCAUCUGCUGGGUCACUGUUCCGAGGUCGGCCAAGUCUCUCGGAGGACAGCCAGUCGGCCAGAGACGGCUCAGCAGCAGAUACCACGGAACCUGUGGGUGAAGCCAGCCGAGCCUUGAACUGCCACAGCAACGCCCUGAAGUUUGUCCACUAUCUGUGCAACACUGCCGUCUCCAAGUACGGGGAGGGUGAGAUCAAACACGUGCUGACUAUGGGCUCCGUGCAGGACCAGCUGUCAUGUAUCAUCAGUCUACUGUACUUGCCAGUCGCUGGUAUUGAUGGGAUGCGGGAGGUGUUGCUGAAAAAGUACCCUCUGUUUGACACAGCCCUGGCUUGUCUGUUCAUGGCCACAGCACCAACGACCCGGGAGGCCAUUGUAGUGGCCUUGACCCUGCUGGUGGGUAUGGAGGAGCCGAGCAAACUACUGAGUGGCCGACCGCAGCUACAUGCAUGUCCCGACACCGAGGACGUGUUGGGGGACGCAACCUCACAGCAACAACAACAUCAGGAGAGACAAACGCUGCCAAAGAACUUGAGAGAUCCUUUUGUUUUUUUCAAAGAAUCGUCCAGAACACGUAAUAACAGCUCUCUUGUUCUUCUCGCCAAGGUAAAAACCCUCCGGGAGCUGUGCUGUGGUCAGGCGAGGCCCCGUAGCAAGGUCACUCAAAGAAGCAAGGGAAAUCGUUCAGAAGCAGUGGAGGGGGCUUCCCUGUGUGUGUACCAAACUCUCAGUGACGAUUUUGACACUCGCCUGGUUGUGGAGAACGGAGCAACGCUGUACUUCUACGCCAACAGACAGGUGCUCGUCAGGAAGUCAGCUGUCUUCGCCGCUAUGCUCAGCGGCAUGUAUAAAGAAUCCCACAAGUCUGACAUUGUCAUUUCUGAUGUCAAUCUUUUUGGAUUUGAAUUUGUGAUACACUACCUCCACGGCUGCAGCUCAGGCUGUCCAGUCAUUGACUCCCUGUUGCCUAAGGGUCUGACCUCCUCGACCGAACAAGUUGGCCAUUCUCGAACAGCGCGACAAAGUGCGAAUAUUUCACAACCAAAACAAGCACAACAGAGUGCGAAUAUUUCACAACCGAACAGAUCGGAAUUAAAUGUUCUACCUUCCAGUUCAAGCGGUAUAGACUCACAAACAGAAGAGACACCUUCGUCUGCUCACGACAUUCCAUGCUUCUCAGGAACAGCUUCAGCCUCAGAAAUGUCUACCAUCUCAUCACCGUGUGCAGUCAUCUCCAGUUCCAGCAGAAAACAGCUUCAGGACUUUAGUGCCAAACUUGCUGUGUCGGAGGACUCUCUUGACAGCCUCAGCCUGGGAGAUAAGAAUGACGUUACCCCGCCCGACUCUAUCGCCAUGGACACGCAGGGUAGCAGAGACAACGGUCAAGGUAUCGACGAGGGCGGAGCGACGGAAACGGGCACAACUGAUAAUGCGACUUUGAGCACGGAGGCCGCUGAACUGAAAGAGCUGGAAGAUCGAGUAGACAUGUGCGCUGAUCUCCUUGCGGUGGCCGACAGGUUUUUGUUGGACGACCUCAUGGACUACGUGGGCUGGGUCCUUUCUUACAGCUGUCUGCAUCCCCACACGUGCUUCGCCGUCUUCCAACUGGCGUGUUUCUACAAGCUGGAGCUAGUUGCUGUAGACUGCGCCCGAGAGUCCUUCACGUCCGACAUUCAGCCCUGGGAAGUUGCCUCCAUGUACGAGGAGCUGGCAGCCUGUGGCUACAGAGACGCAGCCAGAACGGCGUUAGCGCGACUGCUCUUAUCCUGUGAGGUGUGAAGAGUAGACUAUAGUUAACUCUUGUCCUGCUUCUUGUGCCGAGAUGCGAAUCUUAUCAGCAACCUAUUAAGAAGACGGGCGUUCUGGGCGGGCCGCCGGGGUCACUCAGCGUGUACUGUUGGUGUACAGCAAGCGCGCCUGGAAACGUGGGUUUUUGCCAUCAUGAAUACCAUGGGAGUGUGUUAAUCGAUGAUGAAAAUAACCCUCUAUCUUUUAUACCUUUCUAUUUAUAAAGUGUUACGAACACAUGAAUAACCCCCUCUCAUAAGCUGAUAAGACAUUACGAGUAGUUACACCCAUUCGAAUUACCUUUUUAGACGCUCUUGUUGUUAUGAAUGAUCUGGGGUUCAAAAAGGGAUGAUAAUAGGUCAAUUUCUGAAUGUUUUGCUCUCAAAUUGUUCUUUUUACCGGCACACUGGUACUGGUAUUCCAAGCUAUCAAAUAAGCUUCUUUUUAUCAGAUAGUAUCAUUUCAUACGAAAUCAAGCUCAUUUGAAAGAUUUUGUUUCGAUAGAAAAAUGGAAGUCUUGUUUCCCGAC
Messenger RNA from Aplysia californica (California sea hare), 6597 nucleotides. RefSeq lists its product as uncharacterized. The transcript is spliced from 8 exons. Gene Ontology annotation, biological process: anatomical structure morphogenesis. NCBI's taxonomy places the organism in Eukaryota, Metazoa, Mollusca, Gastropoda, Aplysiida, Aplysiidae. Gene Ontology annotation, molecular function: protein binding. Gene Ontology annotation, cellular component: cytosol. The coding region runs from base 150 to 6059 and encodes 1969 amino acids. The record is from RefSeq and is a predicted model, not a curated record.